Messenger RNA from Clonostachys solani, 1827 nucleotides. The record is from the annotation of a GenBank genome assembly. NCBI's taxonomy places the organism in Eukaryota, Fungi, Ascomycota, Sordariomycetes, Hypocreales, Bionectriaceae.
AUGCAACCUCUCGCCCAACUAGAGCAAAUGCGAAACGAUGGCGGUUCUUCUGGCGAACCCGAAUGCCAUAUUCUCCGUCUGCCCACGGAAUUGUUCCAAAUAGUAAUCGACUGUUUAUCGGAAGAUGAAGUUGCGUCCACAGAAAAGAACUUACUUUCCCUAUGUCUCAGCUCCAAGGCAUUGUUAAUACAAGCAAAAAGCCGCCUCUACAAAUUCAAUGCAGACUGGGUAAGUGCGGAAAAGAAGCCUCGCCGCCGAUGGGCUUGUCUUGAUUGGGCCAUCCAAAGUGGUCGCAAAGAGACCGUGGAGUCGGUGAUGAACUUCACUCCAGAAGUGUGCGAGCUCCAUCACCUCAGCAGGGCUAUCCGGAAGAAACACUUCGAAAUUGCAUGGAUGUUGUUGAAACGGGAACCUUUGCAUACCAAGCUCAAGACCAGGACACAAGACAGUCCUAUCUUCGCAGCAGUUGAAGCAGGCCACACUCAGCUAAUUGAUGAUAUCAUCAAAAUUCAAAAAGGCUUGGACGUCUCGAUGAUGGAUCGAAAAGGCAACACAGUUCUUCACCACGCGUGCCGACACGGUCACUUGAAUUUAGUACGACGAUUUCUUGACGAAAAAGCAAACCCUUACGCUCCUGGCAAAUCUAUACCCGCAAUCUCACCCUUAAUGUCAGCCAUUCAGUGCGGCCUUCCAACAGCAAGAUAUGCAAUCAUAGAAACAAUUCUAGCAUCCAGGCCAAGCUUUCAACAUUCUGAUCGAGAAUACAGAGAUUACAUGUGGCGCAUUGCUCGGAAAUGUAAUUUAGAUGAUCUAAAGCUCUUCAUGAGAAGAGGAUUCUUCAACCAAUUUUUGAACGAUCCGCCAGAUUGCUCUACCCGCCUCGAAAGAUGGCUGUACUGGUUCGGAGAAGCCGGCAUAUAUGGCACGGAAAUAUUUCGAGGGCUUCUUGAGCUUUGCCCCCGCGAACACUUCACCGAUAUUCUAUUCAACGAAGUGUUUGCUAUGAUUCCGAUUCCGAAAGUGAGCGGCGUCAUCGGGGUGAGAGAGGUCAAGAUAUUGAUAGAUCGCUUUAAGCCAACCGCAAUCACCGACUUUUGGCCAACAACUCACGAUUCGCUUCAACGUGCGAUGUCGCACGCCAUUAGGAGGGAUGAAGUUGACUUGAUGGAAUCUCUUCUGCAUUUCUAUGGCCUUGUUGGACAAAGUCAAGACCCUGAAUUCAACCUACGGCCCUCAAAAUGGAACAUGAUUAUGUAUAUUAUAGAAUUCCCACACAGCUCUGGGAUGCUCAAACUUCUUCUCCGCCACGGGUUCGACGUCAAUCAUGUAGAACAUGGUCCAGAUGGCCAGACAACGCUGCAGCGAGCCAUCAAAGAAGUCCAAGCUUAUGAGGCAGGUAUUGAAGCGAUAAAAGACAUGAUACCAAUGGUCGAAAACAUCAAUGCGGUCGAUGGUAGGGAACGCACUGCUCUACACCUGUGUGUGACACCUCAAGCAACACCUCAACGAAAGGCAGUCCUCGACAGAGUCAUGGAAAUUGCCAACAUUUUGAUCAACAACGAAGCUAAGCUUUCGGCUCGUGAUCAUGAGGGAAACACGCCGCUUCACUUCGCUGCAUCAAGUCGCCAUCUAGAUCCAUUCGUGCAAUUCUUCCUUGAUCGGGGUGCACGCAUAGACGCCCUGAACCACAAUGGAGAAACACCGCUUAGGUUUCUUAUGGCAUGGGGGGAUUCUCCGACAGAAGAAACUCCGAGAGACAGGCUUUGGUUAUCCGAUAUCUCUGGAGAUUACCCCGGUUUAUCAAUGAGUGGUUUAUCGAUCAAUUAG